Messenger RNA from Impatiens glandulifera, 2596 nucleotides. RefSeq lists its product as uncharacterized. The record is from RefSeq and is a predicted model, not a curated record. The transcript has 9 exons. The coding region runs from base 100 to 2403 and encodes 767 amino acids. Lineage: Eukaryota; Viridiplantae; Streptophyta; Magnoliopsida; Ericales; Balsaminaceae.
UAUUAUUGAAAGAACAGAGCAUAAACUUACAUACUGAAGUUAUUCAAUCUUUUCUAAAGAAUCCCUUUUUUUCAUUUCAUCUCUCUAAGCUCAUCUCUAAUGGCCGCCGAGGAUUUCUCAAUGGCCGUCGCCGACGGCCUCCGUUUAUCAAAGCGAAUCUACUUCGGAAACGACAGAUCUGUAGCACCACCAAAACACAUGUCAUCAAUGGAAAGAUCAUCUAACUUUUCAUUUCUCCCAACAUCUCCUAUGCUUUACGCGGUCAUUUCGGAUCCAGCAAUGGUUGAUAAUCCAGACAUUCCAAGUUACCAACCUUAUGUCUACGGUCGCUGUGACCCACCUGCGCUUAUCCCUCUUCAGAUGAACGGUAUCUCUCUUCAGACAUCUUGUUACCUUGAUACUGCCGUUAUCACCGUUUCUGGUUCUUGGAGAGUCCAUUGCGUUAUGGGUAGUCGUUAUUGUGAUUGUAGAGUCGCUAUUCCUAUGGGUGAACAGGGUUCGAUUCUAGGUAUUGAAAUUGAUGUGCCAAGGAAAUCAUAUCAUUCUGAAUUGAUAGCUAUGGAUGAGAAGAAAGAUGUGGAGAAAGUUAUUAAAGAUGAAUAUGGUGGUUUUUUGAAAUCCCAUAUAUUUACUUUUACAAUUCCACAGAUUGAUGGAGGUUCUAAUAUUUCCAUUAAGAUUAGUUGGUCUCAGAAAUUAGUUUACAGUGAAGGUGAACUCUUUUUAUCAGUUCCAUUUAGUUUUCCUGAAUAUGUAACUCCAGCUGGGAAGAAAAUCUCUAAAAAAGAGAAGAUAGAGUUAUAUGUUAAUUCAGGCCCUGGAAUUGAAAUCCAAUGCAAGACAACAACUCAUCCUUUGAAGGAAAGAAGACAGCCUCCUGGAAAAUUGUCAUUUAUAUAUGAAUCAGAUGUUCUUUCAUGGUCCAGCAAUGAUUUCGCAUUUUCUUAUUCUAUUUCAUCUAGUGAUAUCCAUGGUGGUGUGUUUCUUCAAUCCCCUUCAUUAAAUGAUCCCGAUAAAAGAGAGAUGUUCUGUUUUUAUCUAUAUCCUGAUAGUAAUACUCAGCAGCCAAUAACUCGAAAGGUUUUCAGAAAGGAAGUGAUUUUUGUUAUCGAUAUAAGUGGGAGUAUGCGUGGGAAGCUGAUUGUGGACGCUCAAUAUGCUGUGUGCUCGGCUCUUGAAGAGCUUGGGCCAGAAGACUAUUUCAACAUCAUUGCUUUCAAUGGGGAGGUUUCGAUUUUUUCGUCCAGAAUGGAAUUGGCGAAUAAGGAUGUGAUUGCAAGUGCAAAUGAAUGGAUUGAUAUGAACUUUGUUGCUGGAGAGGGUACAAAUAUGUUAAAGCCAAUGAAGAAGGCUUUAGAAAUGUUAUCAAAUAGUAAUAAUAAUAAUUCUUCUAUUCCAAUUAUUUUUCUUGUAACUGAUGGUACUGUUGAAGAUGAGAGGCAGAUUUGUGAAGCUGUUAAAAGUUAUGUUAUUCCUAAUCAAGAAUCAAUAUGUCCUCCUCGAGUCUACACUUUCGGAAUUGGUAAAUAUUGCAAUCAUUAUUUCCUUCGAAUGCUCGCGACAAUUGGAAGGGGUGAUCACGAGGCUGAAUAUGAUGCAGACUUGGUUGAUGUUAGAAUGAAAGCCUUUUUCGCUAGAGUUUUAUCUCCAAUCGUGGUGAAUGUGACAAUUGAUGGUCUUGAUGAACUCGAUGAAUUGGAGGUAUAUCCUUGUGGUGGGAUUCCAGAUCUUUUGAGCGAAAAACCUUUGAUUAUAGCAGGAAGAUAUAGAGGAAAUUUUCCUCAAGAUUUUAAAGCCAAAGGUAUAUUAGGUGAUAUGAGCAAUUUUGUGUUGGAUAUGAAAGCUCAUCAAGUAAAAGACAUUCCAAUAGACAAGAUUCUCGCAAAGAGGCAGAUUGAUUUUGUAACAGCUCAAGCUUGGUUAACAGAGAAUAAAGAGCUCGAAGAAAAGGUAGCUAAAAUUAGCGCAUAUAGUGGUUAUUUAUCGGAGUAUAGCCGAUUAGUCCUGCACAAAAUGGAGACAGAACAGAAAACAACUAGUUCAACUGGACGAAUAAAGAAGUCAAGUGAUUCUUCAAGCAAGGAAGAGAUGAUGUUAUUUAUAUUAUUGUUGAGAAGUCUAGGAGUUGGAUUUGGUAACUUGACAGCCACAAUGGAAGAUAGAUUACUUCUAGAAGCAGGCGAGGAGGAUGAGGAGAAGCUUCCGGAAGCUGCUGAAAUAUUCGUGAAGGCGGCGUCAAACUGUUGUGGAUCACUUUGCAAUAUGUGUUGUUGCGUGUGUGGAGUUCAAGCUUGCUCGAACCUAAAUGACCAAUGUGCAAUCGUACUUACUCAGCUUUGUGGUGCCCUGGCCUGUCUCGGUUGUUUUGCAUGUUGCGAAGCGUGCUGUGGCGAUGACUCUUGAUCUUGAUCUUGAUCUUGAUCGACGGUUAAAUCUUAAUACUAUUCCAUUCAUUCAUUCAUUCGAGCUUGAUUUGUUGUAUAAAUUUGUAUUUUAUGUGUUUAUGAUUCUUCAUUGUAAUUCUUUUUAUGCAUAUGUAACACAUAAACAAUAUUAUACAUCAUAAAGUUGAUUGAGUUGGAAUAUAAUUUAACUA